Messenger RNA from Echinostoma caproni, 420 nucleotides. The record is from the annotation of a GenBank genome assembly. Lineage: Eukaryota; Metazoa; Platyhelminthes; Trematoda; Plagiorchiida; Echinostomatidae.
AUGCGAGAGAUCGUGCACAUUCAAGCUGGCCAGUGUGGUAACCAAAUUGGUGCUAAGUUCUGGGAGGUGAUCUCCGACGAACACGGCAUUGAUCCAACCGGGACGUAUCACGGAGAUUCUGAUCUACAAUUGGAACGGAUCAACGUGUACUACAAUGAGGCAACCGGUGGAAAGUACGUCCCUCGCGCUAUUUUGGUCGAUCUUGAGCCCGGGACCAUGGAUAGCGUUCGUGCUGGCCCGUUCGGUCAGCUUUUCCGACCGGACAACUUCGUGUUCGGUCAGAGUGGCGCCGGUAAUAACUGGGCCAAGGGUCACUACACCGAGGGUGCCGAGCUUGUAGAUUCAGUCGAAUACCAACAAUAUCAAGAUGCCACCGCCGACGAGGAGGGCGAGUUUGAUGAAGAAGCCGAGGAGGCGUGA